Halichondria panicea is the source of this 2046-nucleotide messenger RNA. RefSeq lists its product as uncharacterized. The record is from RefSeq and is a predicted model, not a curated record. NCBI's taxonomy places the organism in Eukaryota, Metazoa, Porifera, Demospongiae, Suberitida, Halichondriidae. The coding region runs from base 72 to 1928 and encodes 618 amino acids. Gene Ontology annotation, biological process: phospholipid catabolic process. Gene Ontology annotation, molecular function: D-type glycerophospholipase activity. The transcript has a single exon.
UCAUCAUCUGGCCUCAUAUCAUACACCCAAAUGCAGAAAUUUACCACAAUCAAUUUCUAAGUGAAAGAAUCAUGUUAAUAGUGUGCUUGUUUAUAACUGUUAGUCUAGGCCUUCUCACUCAUAGCUCUAGGGCAACUCAGUUGCCAACUGGUAGAUCUAACAGAUUCGAUUCUUUUGCACCAGUAAGAGAUGGUCCAAAUGAGGUAAAAUGGCUUGUGGAUGGAAAAGACUACAUGUCUGAAGUGGCUGAUGGCAUCAACAAUGCAACUUAUGAAGUUUUAAUAACCGGCUGGGAGUUCUGCUAUAAUUUGUCUUUGAAGCGCUCAAAUUCCAACAAUGCCACUGAGGAGUGGCGACUAGACAUGCUCCUUAAGAAAAAAGCAAUGGAAGGUGUUCAGAUAUAUAUUCUGCUCUACAACGAUCCAAUUGAUGUCCUCAAACUCGGGAAUAAGGAUGCUAAUGUACUUGUGAAUGCAAACAUAACUGUCCUUCAUCAUCCUCACGAUUGGUUCAGGAAUACUGUACGUUGGAGUCAUCACGAGAAGCUAGUCGUUAUUGAUCGAGGUCUUGCCUUUGUAGGUGGAAUUGACCUAGCUUUACGUCGAUGGGAUACAUCUAAUCAUAGGCUAACAGACAAAGAUUUCCCCAAUUCCUCUCGACUGCCUUGGCAUGAUGCAUCUUGUAUGUUUAACGGAGAGCCAGCUUUGGAUGUUGCAAAUCAUUUUAUUCAAAGACUCAAUGCAAUCCGGACUAGGCAUAAGCUCCCUGAGCAUCGUCCAAAUGUUAUUCAUCGCAUACAGAAUCCGAGUACCAGGAACUCAAAGAUUCAAGUGGUUCGUUCUGCUACAAGCUGGUCUGCAAAUCAACGUCUGGAAAAUUCUAUCUUGAAAGCUUACCUCCAUGCUAUUAACGUAUCAAACCAUUCAAUUUACAUAGAGAACCAGUUUUUUGUUUCUGGUCCACAGGAUGACACAACAAUUAAAAAUACAAUCCAAAAAAGUCUUGUUGAUAGAAUAGUCAGAGCUGAUGAGAACAAUGAGGACUUUCAUGUGAUGGUUGUGUUGCCACUGAAAUCAGAUCUUCCUGGAGAAUUCUGUGAACUGAGCAAUUUAUCCAGUCCUAAUUUUCUCGAAUUACAAACCCAAAAAAUUUAUUUCACACUUUUCAAAGGAGUGAAAUCCCUAUUUGGAAAGUUAAUCGUUAAAAAUGUGUCUGUUGAGAAGUAUAUCAGUGUCUAUGGAUUGCGUACCUAUGACUUAAUAAAUGACAUUCUCACUACCGAGCAGAUUUAUGUGCACAGCAAAGUGAUGAUUGUUGACGACCGACUUACAAUCAUUGGUUCAGCAAAUAUUAAUGAUCGAAGCAUGCUUGGAUACAGAGAUUCUGAAGUAAAUGUGAUAAUUGAAGACCAAGAAAUGAUUGUUGUAAAAAUGAACGGAAGUUCACAUAAAGUAGGCGAGUUCUCUCACUCAUUACGUUGCCAUCUCAUUAAGGAGCAUCUCGGGAUUUUAAAAGGUUUGCAUGUUGAUAUCGAUGUCAGUGAUCCGAUUAGUCAACAUUUCCGUAAAAGUCUCACGAAAAUAGCUGCCCGAAAUACUCAGAUAUAUGAAGAGGUGUUUAAGGGAGAAAUCGUUCCAAUUGACACCGUCACUAAUGAGGAAGAUUUGAAAAAGUGGAAAAAUAAACCGAAUUCCUUAUCUGAGAAAUCAAAAUGGAAUUUGAUACGACAAAUUCGUGGCCAUAUCGUAACAUUUCCACAGUUUUUUUUAAGUAAAUAUGAUUGGGAAAAGUCACAGCAUUUGGUAGUGGAUUAUUUGGAUUUGUUAAAAGGCCCUCCUAGAAUACAAAGGCAGGUCAAUGAAAGUGUCGAGACUUGUCUAGCCAUUAGCUUUAUAGAACUUGUCCUUACUUGCAGUGUAGUAGUAUAAUUAUAGUGUAUAGUAAAGCUUCUACUUUUUUUGCAGCUCUAAAAUUAUAUGAUCUUGUUCACACGCUCAAUGUAUUGUAAAUAAUUAUCAAAACUUACUAUUGUAACCAUAACCAUAA